Molecule: messenger RNA, 660 nt
Organism: Angiostrongylus costaricensis
Lineage: Eukaryota; Metazoa; Nematoda; Chromadorea; Rhabditida; Metastrongylidae
Source: the annotation of a GenBank genome assembly
AUGAACGACACAGACGACAUCGUUAAGCGUGCAACGACGAAAAUUGAGCCAAAUGAUAGGCUUACACCCACUUAUGACCCAUUCAAAAAAGAAGCAUGGAAAUGUGGCACUACUCAACUGAACGGCGGACAUAUGAUUACUUUAUCUCCACCAGCUGGCGAUCCGGCCGGCACUCAAUCUGAACCGACGCAAUCGUCGUCGAGCGCCAGCUCCGAUUUGGCAGCCGGCGAUGCCGAAGGAGUUUGGAGUGUCGACAUCGAUCAGGCAUUUCAAGAAGCGCUGGCCAUCUAUCCACCGUGUGGACGGCGAAAAAUUAUCAUCAGUGACGAAGGAAAAAUGUACGGUCGUAACGAGUUGAUCGCGCGGUAUAUUAAACUACGAUGCGGAAAGACGCGGACACGGAAACAAGUCUCAUCACAUAUUCAGGUGCUGGCCAGAAAGAAAAUGCGCGACGAACAAGCGAAGAAGAAGGCCGAAUGUUCGGCGUCAACACCCGCUGCUCCGGUGGUGCCAACGCAGCCGCAACAACCGCAGCAGCAGCCGCCGCCGCAACCGCAACGUGUGCCGCACGCGCCACAAUUUUCUACGCUUCCUAAUAUACCGCAACCACCUCAUCUCACUGAUGCUAAGGAACAUCUCGCUCAGCAGUUACUUGGUUAG